AUGGAAUUUGUCUCUUUGUUUGUACAGUUUGUUGCCCUUCUCGCUUUCGUUGCCGUAGCUCAGGCCGCCUACACGCUCAACCCGGCUGGUCCCACCUACGCUGGAAUCCACACACCUGCCAUCACUAGCCAGCAGUCGAACAUCCUGCGUAGCUACGGCAACCUUGGUCAAAUCUCGACAUACUCCAAGACCAUCGAUACCCCGUACUCGUCCGUCAGCAAGUCCGAUGUGCGCGUAAGCAACCCAGGAUUGGCCGUUGGCCAUGUUGCCGCCGCUUACCCACACGCCAUUGCUCCGGCUUAUGCUCACCCUGCGUACGCUGCACCGGCUAUCAAGGCUGCCCCGGCACUGCUGGGCGUUGCCUACUCCGCUGCCCCGGCUGUUGCCCACAUGACCUACAGCAACGGACUCGGUAUCAACUACGCUUGGUAAAUUU
Molecule: messenger RNA, 436 nt
Organism: Anopheles maculipalpis
Lineage: Eukaryota; Metazoa; Arthropoda; Insecta; Diptera; Culicidae
Product: cuticle protein 67-like
Exons: 1
Coding region: 1-432 (143 amino acids)
Source: RefSeq, a predicted model, not a curated record